CCAGAACCUGUUCGCCAUGCUACACUUCCACAAGAAACAAAGGUGCAAAUCCCAACUCCUGUGUCACGUAUCCACACGCAGCGCCUGAACUAUCCUCACCGCGGAUUUUCACGGAGUGCUUUGUUACAUCAAAAAUCUUUCUGGACAGCGCGCCAUGAUGAAUGGUUGGAAUGGCAGGCCAAAGAAGUUAAACGACGAAUGGACCACGGUAUAUGCGCACAAGGCCCUGGAAGCGCGUAUGCUGGCAUUACACCCGCAGAAACUCAGGAAGUCUCUGGGCUACCAUCACAAAUCCGCGUGCCUCUAUCUGGCUUGGAGCGUGACUUUGAGGGGUACGCAUCGAGAGACUUUGCCCAGGACUUGAACGCGCCGAUCUACCCUCGCGUGGGCGAUAUCUCGGCGCUUCGUGAUCCAUACUCUGCCGAUGUCGACCGGUGCUUCUUCAAGUUUCCGCUGUGGACCAUUCAUAAGACGCUCUAUGUGUUCGACAUGCAUCAAAGGGCAGUCCAUAUUUCCGACCAGAUACAAGGUUCUGCAUCCUCAGGAAGCUUGCAGUCGUCGACUGGUUCAACGACAUGCGAUGAUGAGGAUGUGACCCUUGUUGCUGACGAUGAACCACCCUUCGAGAAACAAACGCUCGACAACGGGUCUCAUCAAGAAUGUCUACCACCUGAAACUCCAAAAAGAUCUCCGCCGUGUACAUGGGAGGCUAUUCGCGCCUGGGAGCUGAACUGGUACGCUCGCUGGGAGCUACUUAUUGGUCUCGUACAGCGCGACCAAGCCCUCCGCCAGGCAGCGCCGCUUUCGCCGUCAAUAACUCCCUCCCGAUUCGUAGAUGAAGACCCUUCACCGCCAAAAGGACUCCUGGAAGCGUUCACCCCAAAAGCUCCCGCACCGAUAAUCCACUUUGCUGGCGAAGAUGGAGAGGGGGAUAACGGAGACGAAGAAGACGAUUAUGGUACCUUGGUUGCAAACCCGAUUUACAACGUUGACGAGACGUUCAAGGAGGGAUAU
This is a messenger RNA of Suillus subalutaceus, 1014 nucleotides long. RefSeq lists its product as uncharacterized. The record is from RefSeq and is a predicted model, not a curated record. The transcript has a single exon. NCBI's taxonomy places the organism in Eukaryota, Fungi, Basidiomycota, Agaricomycetes, Boletales, Suillaceae. The annotation marks the transcript as partial.